This is a messenger RNA of Solea senegalensis (Senegalese sole), 1924 nucleotides long. It is a transcript of the gene vdac3, whose product is annotated as voltage-dependent anion channel 3. Gene Ontology annotation, biological process: monoatomic anion transmembrane transport. Lineage: Eukaryota; Metazoa; Chordata; Actinopteri; Pleuronectiformes; Soleidae. The transcript is spliced from 11 exons. Gene Ontology annotation, cellular component: mitochondrial outer membrane. The coding region runs from base 124 to 1095 and encodes 323 amino acids. The record is from RefSeq and is a predicted model, not a curated record. Gene Ontology annotation, molecular function: voltage-gated monoatomic anion channel activity.
UCCCUGCUUUCUCCUUCACACAGUGUCCCGUUGCUGCGAUCACCGCUAACGCCAAGAAAGUGCAGGACCCUUUGCCAAAGGUUUCUCAUUUUCCGUCCUGGUGCUUCCCUCGUCUGAAGACACAUGGCAGCGAGAGACGUGGGGGGUAUGGUGCAGGACAAGUCAGGAAAAGUCAAGCAGACAGAAAAUAAAGGCCCGAGUGUGACAUGUCAGCACCACGCUCCUAAAGGUCAUGACAAAAUGGCUGUCCCUCCUGUGUACGCUGACUUGGGGAAAUCUGCCAAAGACAUCUUCAACAAGGGCUUUGGCUAUGGCGUUCUGAAGCUGGAUGUUAAGACCAAGUCUCAGAGUGGUGUUAUGGAGUUUGCCACCUCUGGCUCCAGCAACACAGACACGGGGAAGUCCGGUGGUCACCUGGAGACCAAGUACAAGAUGAGUGAGCUUGGCCUCAGCUUCAACCAGAAGUGGAACACAGACAACACUCUGACUUCAGAAAUCACCAUGGAGGACCAGCUGGCUAAAGGCUUGAAGCUCUCUCUGGACACAUCCUUUGUGCCCAACACUGGCAAGAAGAGCGCCAAACUGAAGACUGGCUACAAGCGUGACCACGUUAACGUUGGCUGUGACCUCGACUUCGACAUGGCCGGUCCCACUGUCCACGCCGCCGCCGUGCUGGGCUACGAGGGCUGGCUCGCCGGCUACCAGUUGGCCUUUGACACGGCCAAAUCUAAAUUGACCCAGAACAACUUUGCCAUUGGAUACAAGACCGGUGACUUUCAGCUUCACACCAAUGUCAAUGAUGGCACAGAGUUUGGCGGCUCGAUUUACCAAAAGGUGGACAGCAACUUGGAGACAGCCGUGCAUCUGGCCUGGACGGCUGGCAGCAACAACACACGGUUUGGGAUUGGGGCCAAGUACCAGCUGGAUAAGGAUGCCUCCCUGUCUGCCAAAGUCAACAAUGCUUGCCUUGUUGGAGUUGGAUACUCACAGACCCUGAGGCCAGGAGUGAAGCUCACCCUCUCGGCUCUGGUUGACGGGAAGAAUGUGAACGGUGGCGGACACAAAGUGGGCAUGGGCUUCGAGCUGGAGGCGUAGAGAAGCUGCAAGAGGACAGAGGACACGACAGAGAGAGAGAGAGAGAGAGAGAAAGAGCAACAUAGGAGAAGAAUAAAGAGCUUGAAUGUGAAAACACCAAAAUGCUUUACUCAGUGGCACGUUAAAAAACACAUCUUCCCAACAACACAUACAAAUACACACAUUCUUUAGCCUUAACCGUAAAACUCCAAGCAACCUCUAAGACGUCCAGUACUGUGAUUAUUUUUUAAAGACGUCAAGCAUAUUUUUGUUUUGGUUAUUUUUAAACCAGCAGGUCCCACUGUUAUCCCUUAGGUAUACAUGUAUAUGGUUAUUCACUUAUGACUAGUUUGUGAAACAUGAUUCUUACUUUCACUGUGUGCUCUGGUCAUUUUUGUUCAGGUAUGUUUGGGGGCAUUUUGAGACAAAGCUUGUUUUGGUAUGUGGUUUUGCUGCAUGUUUAAAGUCUACAGUGACAGGGUUUUGUUUUUGACUUCAUUGUCACAUUAACAAGUUCAGUUGUAAUAAAAAGCUGUAGAGCAUUCAGCAGAAGUCACAGAAGUGUGGCUAAUCCUCGUCAGACUGAGUCGACUGACUUAGAUUUUUUUCCAUUGGACCUCAGUAACACAAUCACUGUUACUUCAGUUGCCAAAAUGUCCUUUUGUUUAGGUUCUGUUUGGUAAAAGGUGUCACCUCUUAAUCCUGAGUCAUUUUGUGUCCCGUACCUGUUCAGUCACUACAUAUCACUUUAUCUGAGUUGUGCUUUGUUUCAAGAAAGUAUGUCAACAUUUAGAACCUCAAUCUAAUUUUAUUGAACUGGUGGAAUAAAGAAUGUAAAACCUCAUAAAAA